Molecule: messenger RNA, 7017 nt
Organism: Malassezia japonica
Lineage: Eukaryota; Fungi; Basidiomycota; Malasseziomycetes; Malasseziales; Malasseziaceae
Gene: RDS2
Product: Transcription factor
Exons: 5
Coding region: 1-7017 (2338 amino acids)
Biological process (GO): protein phosphorylation
Cellular component (GO): nucleus
Molecular function (GO): ATP binding; RNA polymerase II transcription regulatory region sequence-specific DNA binding; protein kinase activity
Source: RefSeq, a predicted model, not a curated record
AUGGGCGAAGGAGACAAGGCGGCGCCGUCGCCAAAGAAAAAACAGUUGACGCGUCGCAAGGUCAACAUGGCCAUCAAACGCGAUAUCGGGCACCUGUGCCGCGACGAGGUGACGCCGCCAUCUGCCGCAGGGUCCGCACGCAACCGCCACACGCGCAAGGCGUCCGAGACGCCGUCGCUCUUGCAGCGCGCGCCGAUGAGCGCCUCGCAGGAGCUGCACCCCCACGAGCUGACCGCGCCGCAGGCGCAGGCGCCGAAUAUGAGCCUCGAGCACUCAGAGCUGAACGCCACGCCGGGUGCGUUUGCGCCGGACGCGCUCAGCGCGUCGCACCUCUCGGCGAGCGCCUAUGCGUCGAGCUCCCCCCAGUUUAGCAUUGCCUCGCAGCAGUUUGGCGCGCCGCAGGACAUGUCGCUCAUGUCCCCAGAAAAGCGCAGCAUGGACCCCUCGCUGUCCUUCUUCCGGCCGAUGCCGAUGCAGCCGACGACGAGCGCGCCGAGCGCCGUCGAGGCGAUGCCCGUGUCCCAGGCACAGCCCAUGUUUGGCGCGCCGCCGCUCGCGGUGCAGGCCGACAAGACGGCGCAGCUCCAAGGCUCGCAGCUCGGCGGCACCGCGUGGCUCGGCCUUGGCGGUGCAGGCCGCCCCAGCAUUGCCGGCGACUCGGGCGGCGGUGGCGAGCUAAACAUCCUGAGCGAGUUUCUCGAGUCCCUCGACGACAGCGCGCCAUGGCUCAAUGCGGAGAAGGCCGAGCCGCGCAUGACGCAGAGUGCCGACGCGGUCUUUGCGUACAAGCCCGAGACGCCGUCGGGCAUGCACCCUGGCCUGCAGCGUGCCUCGAGCUCGACGCUGCUGAAUACCCCCCCGUCGCUGGUCGACCAAGACGCGCUGCAUCUCGACACGGACGCGCCCGCGCUCGGCGAGACGAGCCAGGGCCUUGCGCUCCUCUCGCCGCAGCAGUCCAUGAGCCUGCGCAAUGCGCCCGCGUCGCCCUACCGCUACGGGCGCAAGCGCCCCGCGAGCGAGCCCGGCGAGCACGACGCGGAGAAUGGGCUCGUGUCGAUGGCGGCGGACACGUACCCCGCCUCGACGACGUCGCUGCUGGAGAGCGACGAGAAGAAGGAGAGCGCGCCCUAUCUGCCUGCGAUCGGCGGCGACGCGUCCAAGACGGAGCGUUUCCUGCUCACGGCCGCGGACCAGAGCGACGGGAGCCGCGACGAGCGCCUGCGCAAGGUCAUCCAGGCCAAGUGUGAGGCGGGCCUCCUCCGGCCAUACAACCACGUGAACGGCUAUGCGCGGCUGAACAAGUGGAUGGAGCACAACGUGUCCGCCUCGUCGCGGCGGCGCAUCCUCAAGCCCCUCUCUGUCUUCCGCCCGGUCUUUUACUCGAUCGCCAAGAAGCUCACCAACUACGACCUGAUUUACAUCGAAGAGGCGUUUGAGCGGCUGCUGCUCGACUACGACCGUGUCUUUUCGAUCCAGAGCGUGCCUGCGUGCCUCUGGCGCCGCACCGGCGAGAUCUACAAAGGGAACAAGGAGUUUGCCGAGCUCGUUGGCGUCUCGAUCGAGUCGCUGCGCGAAGGGCGCCUGUGUAUCUAUGAGCUGAUGGCCGAAGAGAGCGCCGUAAACUACUGGGAAAAGUACGGCUCGGUAUCGUUCGACCCCAGCCAAAAAGCGGUGCUGACCAUGUGCAAGCUGCGCACCAAGAACAAGGUCCUGGCGCAGGCCGACGUCGCCGCGCAAAACCCCGACCCGGACGCCGACGAAGAAAAGACGGACUCGAGCGCGAGCCCCGGCCACGCGCCGGAACCCCGGAAACCCGUACCCUAUAUCACAUGCUGCUUCUCGUUUACGAUCCGCCGGGACAAGUGGAAUAUCCCUACCAUGAUUGUUGGCAACUUUUUGCCCACGCACCCAGCCGCCGAGCCAGCCUUUGACUUCGUGACGAUGAUUGCGCCGCACUCGGGUGCCGCGCCGUCUUCGCACAAGGUGUCGCGGCCUGCGGCUGCCUUGCGUUCCGUCGCCUACCCGCUGCAGGCGGCGACGAACACGCUCGGCAACCGCAAACGCGGAAACGAUACCACUUCUCUCUUUGACAAGCGGCACCAGCCGAUGGCCAAGCCCGACACGGGCCGCUCGGUGGUUACCAACGUGCAGGGCGUCCAGGGCACGCGCUCGCAACGCUCGCGGCAGCCGGCGCGUCCGGCCCCGCCGCUCGCGAAUGCCACCGCCCAGCCGGCGCAGGCCCAGCGUGCGCCUACGCGCCUGGAGCGCGAAAAGAAGCGCCACUACAAUGACCCCGCCAACGUCGGGCCGUGGAAGCUCGGCAAGCUCAUCGGCCAGGGCGCCUCGGGCCGCGUGCGCCACGCGGUGCACGAGCGCACCGAGCAGCACGCCGCGGUCAAGAUCAUCCCGAAACAGAUGCUGAUCAACAGCCGCAUGAGCCUGCGCGACCUGAGCGCGAAGCAGGACAAGCUCACGCUGGGCAUCGAGCGCGAAAUCGUGAUUAUGAAGCUGAUCGAGCACCCCAACCUGCUCGGCUUGUGGGACGUGUACGAAACCAGCAAGGAGCUCUACCUGGUCAUGGAGUAUGUCGCGGGCGGCGAGCUCUUUGACUACCUGGUGGCGCGGGGCCGCCUGCGCCCGGACGAGGCCCGCUCGUACUUCCGCCAGAUGAUCUUUGGCAUCGAGUACUGCCACACGUUUAGCAUCUGCCACCGCGACCUGAAACCGGAAAAUCUCCUGCUGGACGGCUCGCGCAAGGUCGUCAAGGUCGCCGACUUUGGCAUGGCCGCGCUCCAGCCCACCGAAAAGAUGCUCGAGACCUCGUGCGGCUCGCCGCACUACGCCUCGCCGGAAAUCGUCAGCGGCAAGACGUACGACGGCACGACGAGCGAUAUUUGGAGCUGCGGCAUCAUUCUUUUUGCGCUGCUCUGCGGCCGCCUGCCGUUCGACGACCCUAAUAUCCAGACGCUCCUUAGCAAGGUGCGCUCGGGCAAGUUUGCCAUGCCCGAGUACCUCGAGCCGGGCGCCAAGGACCUCAUCUGGCGCAUGCUCGAGAUCGACCCAAAGAAGCGCGCGACGAUGCGCGAGAUCUGCGCGCACCCGUGGUUCACCGACAACGGCAAACUCUCGUCGCAGAACCCAAUCUCGACGCCGCUCGACGCGUUCUCGGGCGAGCCCGUAAACCUCGCCGAGAUUGACCCGGAUAUCCUGGGGAACCUGAGCACGCUCUGGCCGGAACUGUCGCACGAGCAAAUCAUCCGCCGCCUGCUCGAACCCAAGGGCAACUGGCAAAAGACGUUUUACUCGCUCCUUGUCGUGCACCGUGAGAACCACGGCGCGGACGAGGACGAGGACGAGGAGGAAGAGCUCGACGCAGACGACCAGCGCGCGCUCGACAAUGCGCGCGAGCAAAAGGAGGCCGCGCCGCCGCUGAACGACGCCUCGCGAGGAAGCGACGCUAUGCUCGCUCUUGGGCCGAUCGUCAGCGACAAGGAGGCACCGGCCACCGCUCCGGCCGCGAGCCCCGCUUCGGCCCCGGUCGCCGCCCCGGCUCCGGCCCCUGUCGCCGCCCCGGCUGCGCCUGCGCCUGCCGCCCCGGCCACCUCGGCGCCGAUUGCGCCGCCUACAAUGCCCAACAGCCUCGGCCUCGCGAUCCACACCGAGCCGCCCGAGACAACAGAGCAGACGCAGCACACGGCGCCUACGGCGUCGACUCCGCCGGCAUCCGAGACCUUCCAGCCGUCCAAGGCGCGCUCAAUUGCCGAGGCGAGUCAGGUGUCGAGCGUGCAGGAGAUCGACACGACGGGCGACCGCAUCCAGGAUGCGUCGGUCGAGGCCGUGUCGGACCAGCUUCCCGAGACGUCGCAGUCCUCGUCGCGCUCCGAUGCGCCGGCGCCUGCGCCUGCACCGGCGCCUGCACCGGCGCCUGCACCGGCCGUGGCCAACGAGCUCGCUCCUCCGACCACGUCGCUCGGUAUGGCAUCCAAGGGCGAGGCCGUGCAGCGCCUUGCGCAGACUGAUGCGUCGUCGCAGCGCCGUUCGUCGUCGACGUGGCGCUCGACCAGCUCUGAGCCGGAGAAGGAGAGCUCGGCACGCCGCCCGCCUCCGUCAUGGCUCAUGGACAAGCUGACGUCGCGCCAAGUGUCGUCGCCGGUCGACAUGGAGCGCCCCGCAUCGGAGACCAAGCGUCUGUCGUCGUUCAUGCAGGCAUUCUCGCGCCCGUCGCUGCCGUUCCGUUCGCGCAGCUCGUCGGGGCGUGUGAAGGAGACGGAGCCGAGCACCAGCUCGAUCCGUGCGAUUUCGGCUGUGCCGGAAGAGGCCGAGCCGGUUGCUCCAGCCAAGGUUGAGCCCGCCGUGGCCCCGGCCAAGGUCGAGCCUGUUGUUGCCCCGGCCAAGGUCGAGCCUGUUGUUGCCCCGGCCAAGGUCGAGCCUGUUGUUGCUCCGGCCAAGGUCGAGCCCGCCGUGGCCCCGGCCAAGGUUGAGCCCGCCGUGGCCCCAGCCAAGGUUGAGCCUGUUGUUGCCCCGGCCAAGGUCGAGCCUGUUGCCCAGCCUGUUGCCCAGCCUGUUGCCCAACCUGCUGCCCAGCCCGUGGCUCAGCCUGUCGCCGAGCCUAUUGUUGUUCAGCCUCCCAAGGCCGAGCCCACUGUUGCUCAGCCUACUGCUCAGCCCACUGUUGCUCAGCCUACUGCUCCCACCGUCACGCCUUUCACCAAGCCCACCGAGGCUCCUGCUCAGCCCGCCAAGGCGAUCGCCGACGCGCUACCGACCGCGGCCCCUGCCGAAGAGGCCGCGCCCGAGCCCGUCGCCGCCCCGAAGCGUCCGGUGACGCCCCCUGUCACUGCCGGCCAAUUCCACCUCGCGCGCAAGCCCACGCACGACGAAGCGGCACCGCCCACCCCUGCGAAAGACGUGCGUAUCCUCCCGACCCACACCUCGCCGCUCAAGUUCUCGGCGCCCGCUCCCAAACCCGUCGCUGCGCCCGCGCUGCCCCAGGCCAUUGUCACUCCCUCGAAGCAGAUGGCUUCUGACGCUCUUUCCGACAAGCCUGCUGCGGCGCCGUCGCCGGCCCCUGCCCUGUCCAUCUCGCCGGCCCCUGCGGCGCCCCUCUCCUGGACGCAGCGCCUGCCGAGCGUUGCGCCGCGCACGCCGAGCGCCGCACGCAAUGCCUCGCAGUCGACCGCGGAGGACUCGCUCAUGGACAAGUUCAUGCACGAGAUCGCCGACGAGCUCGACUCGCUCGACGCGAUCGGCGGCUCGUUUGCCGUCGCCAACUGGCCCACAACCGGCCAGAAGGCGCAGGCGUCGCCCGCGCAGCUCGAGACGCCGAGCGUCCGUGUGGACAGCGGCGUGUGGGCUGACCCUCGUGCGGACGAGCCAGAGACGCGCCGCCCGCUCGCCGUCGAGCCGACGCCGGAGAGCGACGACCAGUUCGACGAUGCCGACGAGGACUCACUCCUGGUCUCGGCGCCGGAACCCAAGGAGGCGCAGGCCGUUACGCCGGUUUACGCCGCAUUUGCGCGGUGCCCCAUGCCAGAGCUCCGCCCGCGUACGUCGUUCAGCGGCACCGCGCCGCCGAAGCCGGCGGGCGGGCGCGAGAUGCCCAAGGCCGAGACGCACGUCCGGCAGCGCAUGAGCGUGCCUGUGAUGCGCGACGCGCAGCAGGUCGCCUCGCGCCCAGUGUCGGUGCUCGGCACGGGCCCGGUGUGGAUGAACAAGGGGGACGAUGCGCCCGUCGCACCCGUCGCGCCGACCACCGCGCCGGCCACGGCCAAGGCCCCGACGAUGACGCCUGUCGCGCCCGUCGCGCCUGUCGCGCCUACGGUGGCCCCCAUGGCUCCCAUGGCUCCUAUGGCUCCUAUGGCAGCUCCCAUGGCACCCAAGACCCCCACGGUGGCCCCGGCGGCCCCGGUGGCCCCGGCGCAGACCCCGGCGCAGACUCCGGUCUCUGCCACGUCGCCGACGCCUUCUUCGGCGCCCUUCUCGACGGUGCCGUCGUCGGCCGCGCCCUCGGUGGCGUCCCCCAAGCUUGUGCCCGGCUCGCCGGCCACGCGCCCGCUGUCGCCCGCCCAGGCGUCACCUGCCGCCCGCCCUGCUUCGUCGCUCGGCACCGGCCGUGCGGCGCCGCUGUCGGUCGGCACGACCAUUAUCCCGGUCGAGCGGUCUGCGCUGCAGCGCCCCGUGUCGGCGACGCAGCCUGCCGCCGCCCCCAGCGGCGCGUCUGCGCAGCAGCGUCCCCGCCCCGCGUCGGUGGCCGCGACGCGCCCACGCAUGCCUGCGCCGGCGCAGCGUCCCACCGCGCCGCUUGCGGAUGCGACGAACCGCGAAAAGCCGACUGGUCUUGGCGCUGCUGCUGCUGCCGCGCAGCUCAAGCACCGCCGCAGCAUCCUGCACGCGUUCAAGCGUGAGGAGCCUACCGCCGGUCUUGGCCUUGCCGUGCCUGGUGCGGACAAGGAGAACGCGCUGGUGCGCCCCGUGUCGCCUGCCGGUGAUGCCAUCGGCGCCCGCCACUCGUGGUUCAACGGUCUGCUGCACCGCAAGCAGACGCAGCUGCUGAUGAGUGUCGAAAACCUCACGACGACGGUCGAGACGUGCCAGCUGCUGCUGCGCCGCCUGGGCACGACGUUGACGCCCAUGUCGCGUUCGCAGGCGACGCUGCCUCUGACGCAGCAGGGCCCCCUCCAGUAUCUUUUGGAGCAGCUCUUUGACCACGCCGAAGGCACCGUUACGCCCUGCAAGCCGAUGCGCUUCCGGGUAGAGUAUACGAUCCUUCCCGUCAGCUCGCAGACGCGCCGCGUGUCGAGUGGCAAAGUCGAUGGCGCGGCGUCGCCCGGCAUGCCUGGCUUUGACCCCCGCGCUGCGUCGCGCCCCAUGUCGCCCGUGUUCCGUGCGCCGGCGGCAGCCUCGCCCUCGUUUGCGACGAGUGUCACCUUUACGCACGAAAAGGGCUCGCUCACCACCUUUAGGAUGUUUAUGGCCAAGCUGCGCCGCGACUGGCAGCUGGAUGCGCGUGAUGCGUAG